CGUUAUGGAGAUAUGGUCCUUCUUGAUGCUACUUACAGAACAACCAAAUAUGCAUUGCCCUUGUUUCUUCUUGUUGUUCGGACAAAUAUUGGAUACAAGCCUAUCGCUGAGUUUAUAUGUGAAAAUGAGACAACUGCUGCAAUAACCGAAGCCCUUAACAUCUUGAAACAGUGGAAUCAGCAUUGGGAGCCAAAAUACUUCAUGCUUGAUUACUCACAACAAGAAUAUCAAGCUUUGAAACAUGUAUUUCCAAAUUCUCAGAACUAUCUAUGCUCAUUCCAUCGUGAGCAAGCUUGGAUGCGAUGGACAAGGCAAGAGGUGGUGUAGGGCCUAUGCACCGCAUGGAUUCUCUGUGGCAGUUACCACCAACAAUGGAGUUGAGGCACUCAAUAAAUCAUUGAAGAGCUUCUACCUCAAAUUUUCUUGCACAGGAAGUCUGUCAUCUCUGCUUGAAACACUAGUAUGUGAGUUUGUCCCAGAGCAGUUGCUGUCAUACAGUAGACUCAACUUCAUCUACAGUAGUGAAUGCAAGACUUACAAUCCAGCUGUUCCAGCAUUUCUGAAAGACAGACCAAGAAGUUUUGUCAAACAUUGCUUGAACAGUAUCGAGGCAGCUUCCAGCUAUUCCAAAGAACACGUAGAGGUGCUUGGAAAGGAAUCUUUUAAGGUCAAGAGUGAGACAACUUCUGCAUGGUAUAAAGUAGAACUUGGUGACUCUGAAAAAUACCCAUCAUGUGAAUGUGUCCUCUUCAAAACAACGUUCUUACCAUGCAAGCAUUUCUUUGCCAUUUUUAGGCACACUGACAAAACGUGGGUUGAUCUUAGCCCAGAGUACCGUCAAAACCCAUAUGUAACUCUGGAUUUCAAUGUUGCUUUAACACAAGAUCCCCAGAGCAAUGAAAUCAGCAAUCAAGAAGACCUCUGCUUUGAUGUUUUUGAUAGUUCUGUACCAUGCACGGGGAAGCAGAAAGUAAGUAGUAAGUCACAGUCAUCAGGUUUAGCAGGCGAUCAGUGGCAUCUACGUGAAGAGCUCAAGACUUUGCACGACAUUUCAUAUAUUUGCACUGAUAAAGAAGCUAUCAAGAAUGCAUCCAGAGUUGUUCAUGACCUUUGUGAGACCCUGAAAUCCUGUUUACCCAAGGAAGAUGGCCUGGUUCUCCAGCAGCAAGAACCUGCCAAGAAAAAUCUUAGAGCUUUACCAAGUCGCUUGAAGAAAGUCAAACAAAAAACAUCCAGGAAACGUAAAACAGUGGAAAUAGGUGCAAAUAAAGAGGAUACAAAUAUCCAUAAAAAGUCAAAAACAAAUAUCCCAGAAUCCCAGAGGACAGAAGACACAGAGAUGGACAAAAACUCUGUUCAGCCAUGUGGUGUGGAUCUUUCUGAAGAUGAAUUGACACAAGCGACCACAAUGACACAUGGUGACAGAUUUUCUCAUUUGUACCAUAGUGAGCACUUACCCAGGCUGUCAGAGGACAUGUCAUCUGAGGUGAAUGAUACUCUGGCACUACAAGACCCAAACCAGGUGAUCAGCAGAGCCUUCAAACUGUGUAUUACACAGGGUGACUUGGCCACACUGAAGGAGGGUUGCUGGCUUAAUGACAAGGUUAUCAACUUCUAUUUGUCCUUGCUAAUGAAAAGAAACAGUGAUCAGCUGGGAAGCCUUAAAGUCUUCUCUUUCAGUACUUUCUUCUACUCAAAGCUUCAGAGCGGUGAAGGCCAUGCAGCAGUGAAGAACUGGACAAAAACUCAGGACCUCUUCCUCUUUGAUCUUGUUUUUGUUCCUUUGCACCUAGGCAUGCAUUGGGCUUUGGCUGUAAUUGAUUUUAAAUCCCAGACCAUACAGUGCUAUGACUCAAUGGGUCAGAGACAUGAUGAUAUCUGUCACAUGUUCUUAAAGUACCUCACAGAGGAGCACAAGGUCAAGAAAGGCUGCAUCUUGGAGGCUUCCAGGUGGACCAUCGGCCGAAUGAGAACUUAUGCCUAAACAGGUGAAUGGCAAUGACUGUGGUGUUUUUGUCUGUAAAUAUGCAGACUUCCUUUCUCAAGGAAAGCCACUCACUUUCAGACAGGUACUGUUCUGUUCACACCUUUAAUCCUUUAAACAUUUUACUAUACUCUUGAUUCAUUUGUCUCUUUCUCUGUAGUGUGACAUUCCACUCUUCAGAAAAGUGAUGGUUUGGGAGAUAGUACAUGAGAAGAUCCUGUAAGCAGUGAAUCAACUAGUUCUUCAAACAUCAUCAAACAUCUUAUGUUCUAUCUGUGUAAAUUAAAUUGAGAAUGGAAUUAAUUGAAUAAUAAUUCAUUCUGAAUAAUUUCUUUACAAGCAAUUGGCUGAAAAUAGAGAUUAAUAAAAAUCUAUAAAAUGGCAAAAUGGAGAUUAAUAAAAACUGA
Molecule: messenger RNA, 2391 nt
Organism: Megalobrama amblycephala (Wuchang bream)
Lineage: Eukaryota; Metazoa; Chordata; Actinopteri; Cypriniformes; Xenocyprididae
Exons: 9
Coding region: 242-1984 (580 amino acids)
Biological process (GO): proteolysis
Molecular function (GO): cysteine-type peptidase activity; zinc ion binding
Source: RefSeq, a predicted model, not a curated record